AUGAGGCAUAUAUGGUUGGCUUUGUCGGGCCGUUCAGGCUUUGGACGAGAUUGAAUCAUUUGACGAUCGAGAGAAGAUCGGAGGACGACGGCCGACGGAUCAAAGCUGGUUUCUACGUCAUCGGCAAAAUUUUCUUCUAAAUCUGGGCCUUCAGGAUGGAGCACGGAUGGCAUAAUGGCAGGCAGGAAUCACGAUCUAGAGACAAAGAGCAACGAGAGGUGGAGGCCUAUGAUAAGGCUGUUCUUGAGGAUCUUGCAGAGGAUUUCCGUCUGCCAAUUAACCACAGGCCAACAGAAAAUGUAGAUCUAGAUAAUGUGGAACAAGCAUCUUUGGAUACACAGUUGACAUCAUCUAACAUUGGCUUUAGACUUCUCCAGAAGAUGGGGUGGAAAGGGAAAGGUCUUGGAAAGGAUGAACAAGGAAUAAUUGAGCCAAUAAAAUCCGGUAUAAGAGAUUCAAAAUUAGGGAUUGGAAAACAGGAGGAAGAUGAUUUUUUUACUGCAGAAGAAAAUAUCCAGCGGAAAAAACUUGAUAUUGAAGUAGAGGAGACAGAAGAAAUUGCAAAAAAGCGGGAGGUUAUGGCAGAACGUGAGCAAAAAAUUCAGACCGAGGUGAAAGAAAUUCGUAAGGUCUUUUAUUGUGACCUCUGCAACAAGCAGUACAAGUUGGCUAUGGAGUUUGAGGCUCAUCUAAGUUCCUAUGACCACAAUCACAGAAAGCGUUUUAAAGAAAUGAGAGAAAUGCAUGGAAGCAGCGGUCGUGAUGACAGGCAGAAACGAGAACAACAACGCCAGGAGAGGGAGAUGGCUAAGUUUGCUCAGAUUGCCGAUGCCCGCAAACAACAGCAGCAGCAGCAAGAUCAAGAAGAGCAAUCUGCUGUGGUUUCCUCCUCAACGAGAAGUGCCACUGCACUUGCUGAUCAAGAUCAGCGGAAGGCGUUAAAGUUCGGUUUCUCAUCAAAAGGUGGCACAUCCAAGACCUCAUUUGCGAGUGCUGCCAAAAAGAAGCCCAAAGCAGCUGUAGCCUCAGUUUUCAGCAACGAUAGCGACGAGGAAUAGAAAAGAUCGGCCCCAUUUGCUGGGAAUCAAUCAAAUUUAUGAAUAGGAGAAAGUGUCAUUUACUUUCAACAAGAAGAUAAAGUGUCGCUCACUUCAUUACAAGUACAAGUGUUGUUGCUUCCCCCUCCCCCACUUUCUUGUUUUUAAUCUUCAAACUCGAGCACUGGCUGUUGUUGUACACGCUGGAAUUUGGGAUUUCUUUUGACAUGUUAACAUUGUAGUUGAGCUUUAAUUAUUUCUGCCAGAGGUUACAGUUUGCUCUUA
Messenger RNA from Diospyros lotus (date-plum), 1322 nucleotides. RefSeq lists its product as uncharacterized. Gene Ontology annotation, molecular function: nucleic acid binding. The coding region runs from base 156 to 1058 and encodes 300 amino acids. The record is from RefSeq and is a predicted model, not a curated record. Lineage: Eukaryota; Viridiplantae; Streptophyta; Magnoliopsida; Ericales; Ebenaceae. The transcript is spliced from 8 exons.